Talaromyces rugulosus is the source of this 1371-nucleotide messenger RNA. RefSeq lists its product as uncharacterized. The record is from RefSeq and is a predicted model, not a curated record. The transcript has a single exon. Gene Ontology annotation, molecular function: protein binding. The coding region runs from base 1 to 1371 and encodes 456 amino acids. Lineage: Eukaryota; Fungi; Ascomycota; Eurotiomycetes; Eurotiales; Trichocomaceae.
AUGUUACUCCGGUUACCAAAUGAACUACUGCUGUCCAUUACGGAGUGGCUGGAGUCCGAAAAGGAUAUAAACUCUCUUGCUCAAACGGAUACUCGCCUGUAUAGUCUUAUCAACCCCACUCUUUAUCGCUACAACGUACAACAAGGAAGUUCGGCAUUGUUGUGGGCUGCAAGACGGGGACAAAAAGGGACAGCUCAAAAAUCGCUCGCAGCAAGACCUCAUACCCAACCACCGUCCAUUGCCCUGCAAAAAGGACUUUCAAAGGCAGCAAAGCAUGGCCAUGAGGUGGUGGUCAGAUUACUACUCAAUAUAAAAGGCGUUGAUCCUAAUUCAAAGGAUUCUCAGGGAGGGACACCACUACUAAAGGCAGCUCAAAAUGCGUGUGAGGCUGUGGUUAAGCUACUACUCACAACUGGGGGUGUAUCCCCUGAUUUGAAGAAUUCUAGGGGAGAGACACCACUAUGGUGGGCAGCACGGAAUGGACACGAGGGCGUGGUCAAGUUGCUUCUUGCCACGAAGCGCGUUAACAUCAAUUCCAAAGAUGUACAUGGAGAGACACCGCUGUUGAAGGCGGCACAAAAUGGACAUAUGGCAGUGGCCAACUUGCUGCUCACCACGGACGGCGUAGACCCUGAUUCCCAGGAUUGGAACGGACGGACACCUCUAUCAUGGGAGUCACAACAUGGACAUGAAACAUUGGUCAAAUUGCUUCUCGCCACAGAGGGAGUCAAUGCUAAUUCUAAAGAUCGUUGGGGAAGGACGCCAUUAUUAAUAGCAGCACAAAAUGGACAUGAAGCGGUAGUCAACCUGCUACUCCACACUGCGGGUGUUAACCAUGACUCUGAUCAUAACGGACAGACGCCUUUGUUGGAGGCGGCACUUGGAGGACAUGGAGUGGUAGUCAAUAUACUGCUUGAUAUAGCGGGCGUCAACCCUGACUCCAAGGAUUUUGACGGUCGGACACCCCUCUUGAUGGCGGCAUGGGUUGGAAAUGUAACGGUGGUUAAAUUGCUGCUUACUGCGGGUUCCGAUCCUAAUACCAAGGAUUAUAUGGAAGAGACGCCAUUAUCAAAAGCGGCACAGGAAGGGCAUGAUAUGGUAGUUGAGCUUCUGCUUGCUACAGAGGGUAUCGACCCAGACUGUCGGGAUUCUAACGGACGUACACCCCUGUCAAGAGCGGCAGAAAAUGGGUAUGAGACAGUGGUUAAACUGCUGCUUGCCACUAAAGGGGUUAACCCAGAAUCCCAAGAUUUUGAAGGACGAACACCCUUUUCAUGGGCAGAUGAUUACGGCAAUGAAACUAUAGCCGAAAUACUGCGGGACCAUGUCAAUGCAAACACUCCUAGAGAUUCAUUCGAUGAAUUUGCCUAA